Molecule: messenger RNA, 306 nt
Organism: Yamadazyma jaroonii
Lineage: Eukaryota; Fungi; Ascomycota; Pichiomycetes; Serinales; Debaryomycetaceae
Source: the annotation of a GenBank genome assembly
AUGUUAGUGCUUUCAAUGGUUGCCAGAAUGCUUGGAGGAGGAAAUAGAUGUCAUCAUCACGAAAGAACCAUAAUUGGGAAUAGAGAAGUUAUGAUAGUCGAUGAUUGUGUUAGUAGAAGAGAUGUCAGAAGACUUCGUAGGGAUGUCAGAAGACAUUCAAGAAGAAAUCACACUUAUGUUUAUGGAGGAGAUACAACCAUUUACGAACAAUCAGCUACUUCUGUACCACCUGUAACAGUUACACCUGUGUCAUCAACCGUUACCCGUGUUGUCUCAUCUUCACCUCCUCCUUAUGAAUUCAAAUAG